This is a messenger RNA of Physcomitrium patens, 2827 nucleotides long. RefSeq names its product cytochrome P450 703A2. NCBI's taxonomy places the organism in Eukaryota, Viridiplantae, Streptophyta, Bryopsida, Funariales, Funariaceae. Gene Ontology annotation, molecular function: heme binding; iron ion binding; monooxygenase activity. The record is from RefSeq and is a predicted model, not a curated record.
CGGCUAGCUUCAAUGUUAUGAUGAACUCUCGGGUAGAAUGCAGUGAUAAGGUCGAUCAAGGCUAGGUGCAUGUUGAUCUCAUGAGUUGGUUCCUUGGUCCAGGUUCUCUCUCGGUUUAGAGCAUUGAGCUGUGAAUUUUCAGGUUAUUGAUUGAUAAGCACUAUUACAGUUGGAUGUCCGAUCAUCGGGGUGAAUGCUCGAUGCAGUCAGCUCCUGGGCUGGUGUUCUCAUGAGGGUUUUUUGACUCGAGCAUUGUGGGACAGUGGGUGAAUACGUCUAGAGUGCGUUUGUGUCUGUCUGGCUAACGGACAAGGGGUACUGGUACGAGCUUCUUGUGAUCCACAUCAGUAGCCAACAGGGAGAAAUUUUGUAACGAGGUUACUGUUUAGCGUACCGGCAGCUGGGUUUGUCGAUUGGCGAAGUCGCUGAGAGUGGGUGAGAGGGUCGCAUCGACAUUGGAUAGUACUUGUCACGGUGGUUCCCUUUUAGACUUCUCUGAAGAACAGGUGUGGAGCUGCGCAGAGCUUCGUGAACUUCGUCAGGGAAAAUUAUACCUAUGUUAAGAAGUUUCAGCGUGAGAAUCCAGCAUCGACGCUGAUGAGCUCAGUGGCUCUGCGAGCGCCCAGUAUACAAACCGCUUCAACUCGCACUCACAGUAGCGUUUCUCAGUCUUUGUCCAGGUAGAGUGGAUUUUUUGAGACUGAUUCAGCGCAUCGCCAUGUCUGGUUAAUUCCCGAACUGGUUUGCAGACAUGUAGAGCACCUGGUUAGCAACACUAAGCAUGGUUGCACGUGCCCAACUAGGAGAGAGUUAAAGGUUUAGAGCCACUUGUGUGCAGAAGUCAUUAAUCAUUUUGAGAGAAGUCGACGGAUUGACAGGUUUCGAGUUAUGAACAUCCUCAGCCCGGAGCUUCUGGUUCCACUCAUUACCGAAUGGAUCCAAGGUGGCCGCUUAAUAUUCGCAACAUGCUCUGUAUUGGUGGCAUUGCUGAGCUCUGUUUUUCUAGUGGCACAUUUCCGGACGCCUAUGAAUCUCCCGCCUGGUCCUAAGGCGAUGCCACUUCUGGGCAACCUCUUGCAGAUGGGUUCGCACCCGCACCGGACCAUGACAGCCAUGCACAAAAAAUAUGGCCAUAUUUUGUACAUUCGCUUGGGUUGCAUCCCGACAGUGGUCGUGGACAGCCCGCAGCUAAUCGCUGAAAUCACAAAGGAGCAAGACAAUGUGUUCUCGUCGAGACCUCAUAUGACCUUCACCGACAUUGUGGCCUACGACGCUCACGACUUCGCUAUGGCACCUUAUGGCCCCCACUGGCGCUACGUGCGGCGCAUCUGUGUGCAUGAGCUCUUGACUCCCAAGCGUCUUGAGAUCACCAUGAAAGAACGGAUUGAGGAGUCGAGGUGUAUGAUCAUGGCUGUGGCGGAAGCAGCUCAGAAGGGUGAGAUUGUGGACAUGAGGGAUGUGUUCGCAGGGGUGUCGAUGACGGUGAUGUGUCGCAUGUUGCUCGGGAGGCGGGAGUUUGCUGCAACGGGUAAGAAGGCGAAAGAUUUCAAGCAUCUCAUUCAUGAACUGUUUCGGCUCAUGGGAGCCCUGAACCUCAGGGAUUUUGUGCCUGCGCUCGGGUGGCUAGACUUGCAGGGAUUCGAGAGAGACAUGUACAAGCUGCGGGACGAAUUCGACGAGGUUUUCGAUGCUGUCAUUCAAGAGCACCGAGACUUGGCGUCCGGGAAACUUCCCGGAGGAAAGCCGAAUGACUUCAUCAGCGUGCUGCUCGACCUCCCAGGCGAGAACGGGGCACCACACCUGGACGACAAGACUAUCAAGGCUAUCACCCUUGACAUGAUGGCAGGAGCAACAGAUACCUCAGCGGUGACAAAUGAAUGGGCUAUGGCGGAAAUCAUAAGAAAUACCGAGAUUCAACGUAAGCUUCAAGAGGAGAUAGACUCCGUGGUAGGGCUUGAGCGUAACGUACAGGAAUCUGACAUCAACAAGCUCCCAUACCUCAUGUGCGUCGUGAAAGAGACUUUCCGUCUUCACCCUGCCGGUCCCUUCGCAAUCCCACGGGAAACCAUGGCGGACACCAAGCUUAGUGGGUACCGAAUUCCCAAGGGAACCCGGGUGCUUAUUAACAUAUUCUCACUUGGACGAAGCUCCGAGACGUGGAAGGAUCCCCUCAAAUUCCAGCCGGAGAGGUGGGCAAACGAAAACCUCUCGGCGAUUCACGACAUGGGAUUCCGGAUCCUUCCCUUCGGCUAUGGCAGGAGGCAAUGUCCGGGGUACAACCUGGGCACCACCAUGGUACUCUUGACUUUAGCCCGCCUCCUCCACGGAUUCAAAUGGUCCUUCCCACCCGGCGUCACGGCGGAAAACAUUGACAUGGAGGAGCUCUAUGGGUGUACCACACCCCUGAGAACCCGGCUGCGCACCAUUGCUACCCCAAGACUCGCCCCUCAUUUAUAUUCCCAGUGAAAUGGCCAGAUUUUGGUGCUUUGACCACUAUUUUUAUGAGCUGUGCGCGUCGAUUGUUGCAGCUGCGCUCUUCAUAUCAUGAGAAGAAUGCCCCAAGGUAUAAUUUCUUUUCAUGAUGUGAGGUGCUUCCAAUUUAGGUGUUUCUUUCUCAAUCCUCUUAAUUCUUGAUAAAUCUGAUAACUCAGGAAUUUUUAGCACAUCGUUGUGAAUUUAUUUUAUGUCAACUUAGCUAACACACUGUAGUUUGCGAGCGACUGCUGUGGCAUUGGUCGCAUGUUCUGGCCAUCGUUGGUAUCCACAUGGCGCGAUCGAUUAAAUCUUUCCUUGAGAAAAUAGAAUGAUACCAGAGUUUUUGAGAUCA